GAAACAAGGCAUGAUUGCGGCGACGAAUUCCGCGAACGGAAUUGCAGGUGGAGCAAUCGGUGGCGCGAUGGGGGCUUCGACCUCGCCGGCCAACAUGAGCGGAUUUGUUAUCAACUGCAAAUAUAUCAUCUGAGUCUCGAAGAGUGCAAACUUGUCAUGCAGGUUUUCUAGGACCCAAGAGGUCUGGAAUGCGGGACCUAGCAUGACAGACUCGGUGAGGCCUCUGUCAUGCCUAUCCUGCAUGAGAAAUCCCCUCCCAAAUUGGUCGAAAAUGGACAGCUUUUGGCACUCAUGCAACACAGAUUUUUGCAUGGUUUGGAUUUAGCUUGACAAGUUGCAAUCAUCCAGACCCAGACAUAUUUGCAAUCCAUAUUUGUGAAGAAACAGCCAAACGCGUAUCUCUCCGCAGUUUUGUCUAGUACAGCUACUGAGGAGCAGAACAACAACAAAUAUGCAAAAAAAAAACUGUGCAAGUGUAAAUCUGUGAUGCAGAAAAUGCAAAACGGUUACAUUUGUCAUGCUCGACAUGCAUGAUUGCCUCGCUUCCUAUGUGUUUUCCUUUCCUAUCUGCGCAUAACAAGUUUUUCUUGUCAUGGCAGACAAACUUGUGAUGCUGUUUUCCCAAAAGACUCACACUAUCACAGUUUUUUUCUUGGAUAACAAACCGACAGCGUUCAGCAC
Molecule: messenger RNA, 681 nt
Organism: Amoebophrya sp. A120
Lineage: Eukaryota; Dinophyceae; Syndiniales; Amoebophryaceae
Source: the annotation of a GenBank genome assembly